UUCUGCAGAAGUGAUAGCUUACGAUGUCUGGACGAGGAAAAGGCGGUAAAGGACUUGGCAAAGGGGGCGCUAAGCGUCACCGUAAAGUUCUUCGCGACAACAUCCAGGGUAUUACUAAGCCCGCUAUUCGCCGUUUGGCUCGCCGUGGUGGUGUCAAGCGUAUCUCUGGUCUGAUUUACGAGGAGACUCGUGGCGUGCUGAAGGUGUUCCUGGAGAACGUCAUCCGCGAUGCUGUGACCUACACCGAGCACGCCAAGAGGAAGACUGUGACCGCCAUGGACGUGGUGUAUGCUCUGAAGCGUCAGGGUCGCACCCUGUACGGGUUCGGCGGCUAAACAUUUUUUGCUUAAUCAAAUUAAAUCCAAAGGCUCUUUUAAGAGCCGCCCAAUUCAUCUCUAAAGAGCUUUUGUCUCGUGUCUGUCAUAAACCGUUCAAAAAUGAUUCUCAUUCCUUUCGUUUGUGAAAGGAUAUGUAGUGUAAUUACAACUUGGUAUUGGUGUAUUAUACAGUGGCAGUGACAUAUGUAUUUUUCCUUUAUUUGGAGUUGAGGGAUACUGGCAAUGCUUCACAAAAAUCGUCCAUGUGUUUAAGUUCGGAAGAUAACAUAUUUCAUUAUCCAAUUGUAUGCCCUUGGUGCACUAUCUGUUAACUAUUAAUUAUACGAAGAACCAAUAGCGAAAAACCAAACGUAUUUUAUAAUAAAAGUAAUACACGUAGACAUUUUAUUUGUAUGGGAAUGUGUAUUACAAAGAAUCCUAUGUAUUCAUCUUGAAUGAAAACGUAUGCAUCAGUCAGAAAAUUUCCGCAUUCACAGAUCUUUUGUUCAGAUAAUGUUUUAAAGCCGUAGCAGGAUUGGACCAAUGGGAUUUGAAUGGCAAUUAGGCGGGCUAUGAACAUCCAAUGAAAAUAUUCCUACCUCUAACACUCAAUUUGCAAACCGUCCGUAUAUGAGGGGGACUUGGGACAAACUACAGAUUACUUGUUUUUGCGAUAGUAUUCUGAACAUGCCUGAGCCAGCGAAGUCAGCCCCAAAGAA
This is a messenger RNA of Brienomyrus brachyistius, 1036 nucleotides long. Its product is annotated as histone H4. Bases 24 to 335 code for a protein of 103 amino acids. The record is from RefSeq and is a predicted model, not a curated record. Gene Ontology annotation, molecular function: structural constituent of chromatin; DNA binding; protein heterodimerization activity. The transcript has a single exon. Gene Ontology annotation, cellular component: nucleosome. Gene Ontology annotation, biological process: nucleosome assembly. NCBI's taxonomy places the organism in Eukaryota, Metazoa, Chordata, Actinopteri, Osteoglossiformes, Mormyridae.